Molecule: messenger RNA, 5334 nt
Organism: Thalassophryne amazonica
Lineage: Eukaryota; Metazoa; Chordata; Actinopteri; Batrachoidiformes; Batrachoididae
Gene: pard6a
Product: par-6 family cell polarity regulator alpha
Exons: 6
Coding region: 281-1495 (404 amino acids)
Biological process (GO): establishment or maintenance of cell polarity; centrosome cycle; regulation of cellular localization
Cellular component (GO): cell cortex; apical plasma membrane; nucleus
Molecular function (GO): protein kinase C binding
Source: RefSeq, a predicted model, not a curated record
CCAGUUUCUGAUCCCAAACUGGAUCUACUGGGUUCCACCUGUCCGCGAGCGUGUCAACAGCGCACGAGACAUACACACACAGUCCCGCCAAACCGGUCUGUGAUUUUAUUUUAUUUUUUUCUCUCCUCACUGGAAAAGCAGUGAUUUAACGGACAGGUGACGCGUCCAUCCGCCGCCGCCGCCGUUGUUACCGGUUAGUGUUUGUUUUUGUAGCCGCGGACGGAGGAGGAAAAGCGGCGGGCGAAGCUGCGGCGGAGCGUUUUAUCCGCAGUGCCUCAGAAUGUCCAGACAGCAGCUACGGACGCCGUUAAAACUCACCGACACCGUGGUGGAGGUCAAGAGCAAAUUUGAAGCAGAAUACCGUCGCUUCGCUCUAAAGAAAAAUGGCCCCGGUGGAUUCAAGGACUUUUACCACCUCCUUCAGACCAUACACCACAUUCCCGGCAUUGACGUGCUGCUGGGAUACGCUGACAUCCACGGAGACCUUCUUCCAAUUAACAAUGAUGAGAACUUCCACAAGGCUGUCUCCUCAGCUAACCCAUUGCUGCGCAUCAUCAUAACCAAGAAAGAGGAUGAACCUGUCGUCUUUCAAACCAACUCCCUCCAGAGGCGUAAAAAGGGGCUUGGCUUAACUGGGCUGCGCCCCACCAGCUCAGGCGGCACCCACUCCAAGAACAAACCAGGACUUAUGAUCGGCUUACCUCAGAACUUUCGACAGAUCUCAUCCAUUAUCGAUGUGGACAUCCUGCCUGAAACACACCGACGUGUACGUCUUCACAAACACGGUACCAAGAAACCCCUGGGCUUCUACAUCCGUGAUGGUGUUAGCGUCCGCGUGACGCAGCAGGGUGUGGAGAAGGUACCUGGUGUGUUCAUAUCACGUCUGGUGCGUGGUGGACUGGCAGAGAGCACAGGGCUGCUGGGAGUUAAUGAUGAGAUCCUUGAAGUCAACGGCAUCGAUGUGGCGGGAAAAUCGUUAGAUCAGGUGACGGACAUGAUGGUUGCCAACAGCCACAACCUCAUUGUGACGGUCAAACCGGCGAACCAGAGGAAUAACGUCAUGCAUCGUGGGAGUAAGACCUCGAUGGGAAACACAGGCUCUGUGGGAUCAGCUGGCUCGAUGGGCUUACUCCUAUCACAUGACUCACCGAGUCCUGCCUCCCAGAACAACCCUAUCACUGCCAGUAACAGCAUGGCAGAGGGUGACAGCGAUGAGAAAGACGACGACGGCGACCUGAUUAUUGAGAAUGACCUGCUGCAAUACGACCAGCAGCGGUUAAAUAACAGCAGCAACAUCAGCACAGACUCACCGAGCAACAGGUUGCCCAACUCGGCUGCCGUUAGGCCCCUCCCACAGAGCGUCUCCAUGCCCGGCAGUGUCGGAGCAUUGCUGAGCGACGGCAACAUGAUGUCCAAUCACAACGGAAACCCCGCCCACACAGCCAGUAGCAGUCAAGAGAGCAUGCGAGAAGAUGGCAAUAUCAUAACGGUGUAACCAUAACAACGGAUAAUGCAACCAUGGUAACAACUGCAGACAUGUCUACAGGUAGCACACUCAGUAGCACUAUUUACAUUUUUUAAAUCAGUCUUUAAAAUGGACUAUAAGGUCAGAGUCAUGUGGUGACGGUUCUGGUAACGUUUGACCUGCAGGGGUGCAUUUUGGGAGUUAAAAAACAAAACAAACAAGCAUACCGCUGAGGUCGUCGAUUUCUUUGCUGUUAUUUACAUCUUAUCUGCUAUCAGAUUUCUUCAGGUCUGUUUUGCCCUGAGACAUGUUGUUAAAAAAGGUUUUGUUGUUUUUGUUGUUCCUGUUGCACAGAUUGUAUUCACAACAUCCAUAUCUAAAAUGUCACAGUCAAAGCAACCUGAAAAAGUGAAGAUCAGUUAUAUGAAGUAAAAGUCAUUUACCGCACACACGGACUCCAAAUAAAACAAAGCUUAGCUUUCCAUUACCUGCGCUAGGACUUUGCUCUUCAAAUCUAAAUGUCAGAAAAUAGUUUAAUAAACACUGAGGUUUUGGAUCUUAAAAAAACAAUGCGAUAUAAUACCUAUCACGCUGCGAUACCUAACACGAUACAAUACUUAUCGCGUUGCCCAUCAUGGUACGAUACCUAACACGAUACAAUACUUAUCACAUUGCCUGUCACGAUACGAUACCUAUCGCGAUGCCUAUUGCGAUAUGAUACCUAUCGCGGUACCUAUCACGGUGCAAUACCUGUCACAAUCAGAGCUCCUCCAGUCGCACUAAUUGUGCAAUAAUAAAAGUUUAACAUGAAAAAAACAAAUGGUUUGUAACCAUGAAAUUGUUACCUGGAUGUUAACUUUCUCCUGUUUGCAAAUUUGUAUGAAUCAUUGAUGCUUUUAUAUAGCAAGUCAUCACUUCCAUCAUGGAGUAGAAAUUUUUUUUUUUUAACAAGCACAUCAGCCACGGUGUCCAGGGAGUCGACACCCGGACCCGAUAUUUAAGGUAACAUCAGUUCAAUUUAAUUUUAUAUGUACACGGUCAAUUCACAACAGAGUAACAACAUGUGCAAAGUCUAGAUCACUGGUGUCCAAACUAUUCCAGAAAGGGCCGAGAGGGUGCAGGUUUUCUUUGUAGCCAGUGACUUCAGCAGGUGAUUUCACUGAUUAACAUCAUUUUGAACAGGUGGGAUGAGUUCAUCAGUGAAAUCACCUGCUGAAGUCACUGGCUACAAAGAAAACCUGCACCCUCUCGGCCCUUUCUGGAAUAGUUUGGACACCACUGGUCUAGAUCGUCCCCACCCCAUGAACAAGAACAUCGCUGACGUGUCCAAGCAGUCAAUGUCCAGACCCAUACUCUGUUCAACGCCCAGAGUUCAUAUGGGAGAAUGGCUCGACUGGAGAUCAUCAUUAGUUAAGCUCGUUGUUAGUGGAAGUGUGUCUGAUACAAAUGGCGGGAAACCAAAAAGUCUGUUUUUGACCAAAGACCAAAAGGCUGGUUGCACAGGUUCUUCUGGCCCAAUUAGGAUCCAGACACAGAUCUUUGGGUCCAGGAUGCUGACACAGAUCUUCAUUCUUUGGUUGCUUUGCUGUGCUCUUGUUUUUUCUGUUCUCCGCGAAGCUGCUGAGGUCUGGAAGGUGGAGCGUCACAUUUCCAGGUCUCCACACAGCUGAGACGGAACAUAUUUGGGUAAAAGAUUAGCAGAACAGAAGGUUCCUGUUUAGUCCUUCACAGCUAAGUGACGUCCAGUUUUCUUCUGAGUAAAGUCGUCGAUGCACCGAGCAGAGUCGAUUUCAUCCGCAGCAUUCAGAACUUAACGGUUUCUUAACAAACUAGAAAACCAGACGGCAGGAAAAAAAAAGACGAAAUGAAAUGUUCCUCAUCGGAUAUUUGAAACCUGAGCUGAUUAUUAUUUCUUUUUUAUGUAAUAUACUGUAAAUGCAAGAGGAGGCAGAUUUUGACUUCCUGGGUGAAGUUUUUAUGUAAGAGAAGAUUUUAUAAUAAGUAUAAAUCUGAAGAGUAUUUUUCUUAUUCUUGUACUUUUAAAUUGUAACACAGACGAGAUAGACCGUUCAAAGUGUUGGAUUAAGUUGGUGUUGAUGUGCACACGGUUUAAUUUGAUUAAAAAUUUGUAAUAUUAAACAUGUAAGUCUGCAACUAAUGAUUAAUUAUUGAUCAUUUUGACAGAAAUGUUUCAGAUUUCAAAGAGAUAAUUAAAGAAAAUAUCUAAAUCUCCACGUAAUAUUUAAAAAAGGAAUUGAACAAUUGUAACCAUUUUAAACUGAUUAGUUUGAAGCUGGUUAAAACCCAGUUUAGGGAUGUUUUUUUAAAAAAAGUUUAAAUUAUAUUCUUUGGUGUUUUUAAUUUAAAAUCAGAUCAUUUAUUGAUUUAGCACUUUAAUCCGCUGUUCCACUAUAGAUGUUCAAACAUUUUUAAAACCAUUUAAAAUGGUUUUAAGACACACGAAUAUCAAAUUUAUUAUCUGGUCUGGUUUUAAAACACUUAUACACAAAAGAUAACUUUUAAACAUUGUUUUGUAGAUUUUUACAUUAAAACAAACUUUUUCUGCUUUUAUUUUUAAAUAAAACACCAGUGAGCCAAGUUUUUGUUGACAAAAUUAAGAUAAAUUGUGCAUAACUUAAGGGGAAAUCUGUGUGCAGGCGUGUUUAAAUGUGCAUGAAAUAAACAACAACAUUCCAGAAUUCAACAUCGAGCACAUUUUGUGAAUUUGUCCAUUUUAGCGAAACUUUGGACAUGUCCAUGUGCAUGUCAACACUGCCGUUCCAAAGUUGUCACAUUAGCUGCUAAUCAUAGCUUAGAACGUCUGUUACCAUCCUCACUUUUGUCGGAUUGAUAUGUUUGUGUUCUGAUGACGAGUCCAUGGUCCGUUUCACAAAAUGAUGCUCAGAAUGCUAGCGUAACGUUCACCUUUCAUGGAGGUAAUGACGCUUGCCAUUCAUUAAAACUACACAGACAAACUUUAACCAAGAGCUUUUGUUCCUGCAAAUAAAACAAUCAGUAAUGAUUACAAUCGAUCAAUUUAUUUAGAACAUUUAUAAACGCUGUCAAACUGAGGAUUUGUUUGGCCCAAAAUCCAAGAAAUGGCCGUUUAAACCAGUUUACCAUUGGUUAUUUUUGUUAGCAUACCCAUAGCACCGUAAUUAACUUGCUAAUUUAACGUGACCAAAACUCAGCUUUUCACCUUAUAAAAACACAUUUGUUUGUACGUGUUCAGAAUUUCUUUUGGACAUGUUAUUUAAUCUGGUUCGCUUCAUUAUUGGAUGUUUUUGGUUGCCGUACGCCAGGUGGCACUGAUAAUGAAGCGCUAUCCGGCGCACACAGCUCAGUCACGUGAAGCUGGUACAUUUAAAAAAAAAAAAAGAUUAGCUUCCUCUGUGAUUAUUUUUGAGUGCUCCGUUAGCUGCUCCAGUCUCUGUUUGUCACUCGACCUCAUAUUUGAAAAUAGGCGAUCACGAAUGUGAAGAGAUUGCAUGUUGCAGAUUUGGUGAAACGGACCUCAGGACCUGGAUCAGCGCCACCUGCUGGUAGAGGUUGUCAGCAGCGAGUGCACAACUAUUUAGAAAAAUGAAGAAAGUGCCUUUUCUGUGAAGGAAGCUUGUGCUUCAGUGAUGAUGGAAAACUUAAGAAACUCUGAGGUGUUGAAGGAAAAUGUCACAUGACAUAAAGAAAACAAAUAUCUUCUUGAAGCCACAGAUUUGAGAUGUGGAUCAGAUCUGUAGGACUUUGUGGACCAGGUCUGUAGGACUCUGUGGACCUGAUCUGUAGGACUGUAGGACUCUGUGGAGCAGGGCGUGAUGAAACUGUGAAUGUGAUUAUCCAAUUAUAUUAAGAUAAUAAAGUAUCAGAAAUGA